Camelina sativa (false flax) is the source of this 1733-nucleotide messenger RNA. Its product is annotated as putative mitochondrial adenine nucleotide transporter BTL3. Gene Ontology annotation, biological process: transmembrane transport. The record is from RefSeq and is a predicted model, not a curated record. NCBI's taxonomy places the organism in Eukaryota, Viridiplantae, Streptophyta, Magnoliopsida, Brassicales, Brassicaceae.
GUUUAGUGAAAGAGAGAUGAAAAGCUUAAAGCUUUAAACAGAGCAAAGUACCAGUCUUUUUGUAUAAACAAUCAAUCUCUCGCUUCUUCUUCUUUCAGAUCCCACCAACUAUAGAUUCUAUUUUGGUUCUUUGGGUCUUGCUGAAAGUUUCUGAUUUGCUCAAUUCGUCGAGUUCGCCGUUCGAAAUCCCAGUGAAAUGCGUGGCCUUGAUCGAUGGUUAGCUGACGCAGUCAGAUCAGGUUCAUUGGAUCACAGUAGUCAAAUCCUCGCCGGAGGAUUGUUUCUCGACGAAUCUGCUCCUUCCUCGUCUGUCUCCUUUGUCUCCUCUAAGGAUUGUUCCGUCAAUUCGUGUCGAUUUAUCCGAAAGUCGAGUUUUUUGAAGUUUAGGAGACGAAACGGGACAAGGGAACCUCCUCUGUUUUGUUCUGUCAGUUUAUCGAUAAAUGGUGACGAAGAAGAAGGUGAAGGGUACAAUAAUGGCCGAAACGGUUAUAAAGCGGAGAAAGACUCUGUGUUGAUCGGUGGUGGUCAAAAGGCGACGGAGAAUCUUAGGGUUAAGGGAAAUGGAACUGGAGCUCUCAACACAACCAAGCAUUUGUGGGCUGGAGCUUUUGCAGCUAUGGUUUCAAGAACUUGCAUUGCGCCUCUUGAGCGGAUGAAGCUAGAAUACAUUGUUCGCGGGGAGCAAGGGAAUCUUCUUCAACUCAUUCAGAGGAUUGCUACAACUGAAGGGAUCAGAGGAUUUUGGAAAGGGAAUUUGGUUAAUAUUCUCAGAACUGCUCCGUUUAAGUCAAUCAAUUUCUACGCAUAUGAUACAUAUAGAGGUCAGCUUCUGAAAUUGUCUGGGAACGAAGAAACUACAAAUUUUGAAAGGUUUGUUGCUGGUGCGGCUGCUGGAGUAACAGCUAGCUUGCUUUGUCUACCACUUGAUACCAUAAGAACGGUUAUGGUGGCACCCGGUGGAGAGGCAUUAGGUGGUGUAGUUGGUGCAUUCCGUCAUAUGAUUCAAACCGAAGGUUUCUUUUCCCUAUACAAAGGUCUUGUGCCUUCACUUGUUAGUAUGGCUCCAUCAGGAGCUGUGUUCUACGGUGUCUAUGAUAUUUUAAAAUCAGCUUACCUUCAUACACCGGAAGGUAAGAAACGGCUUGAACACAUGAAACAAGAAGGUGAAGAACUUAACGCUUUUGAUCAACUCGAGCUUGGUCCCAUGAGAACUUUGUUAUAUGGAGCAAUCGCAGGGGCUUGCUCAGAAGCAGCAACUUAUCCGUUUGAAGUUGUGAGAAGGCGUUUACAAAUGCAGUCACAUGCCAAAAAGUUAAGCGCGGUGGCUACUUGUGUGAAGAUUAUUGAACAAGGAGGUGUUCCUGCUCUAUAUGCUGGCUUGAUUCCCAGCUUAUUGCAGGUUUUGCCUUCCGCUGCCAUCAGUUACUUUGUUUACGAGUUCAUGAAAGUUGUCCUGAAAGUUGAAUCAGCACAAGGCAAUAAGCAAAGUUGUCCUGAAAGUUGAAUCAGCACAAGGCAAUAAGCAAUGAGAAAGGACACGAUUACUGGGCUUGUUGCAGAAGUUGCUUCAGAGUUUUUUCGUUUUUUUUUGGUUUACACUGAUCCUUUGGAGUUUUUUUUUCCCUUUUUUUACAAUAACAGAUAGGUUGUGAAACGUUUUUUUUGCAAGAAAUAAUAAGUAAUAUGGUUUGCUGUGUUCUCUGAUAUAUUAAAGCUAGCUCGUACAACAA